This is a messenger RNA of Glarea lozoyensis ATCC 20868, 4617 nucleotides long. Its product is annotated as thiamine diphosphate-binding fold (THDP-binding). The record is from RefSeq and is a predicted model, not a curated record. NCBI's taxonomy places the organism in Eukaryota, Fungi, Ascomycota, Leotiomycetes, Helotiales, Helotiaceae. Gene Ontology annotation, cellular component: sulfite reductase complex (NADPH). Bases 1 to 4617 code for a protein of 1538 amino acids. Gene Ontology annotation, biological process: sulfate assimilation. Gene Ontology annotation, molecular function: sulfite reductase (ferredoxin) activity; heme binding; iron-sulfur cluster binding. The transcript is spliced from 4 exons.
AUGGCAUCGACGGUAGAGAUCCGUACGCCUGGAGAGGCUGUGGCCAGAAUUGCUUAUUUGUCCAGCGAUGUUAUUAUUUCUGUUCAAGCGGCGCAGUCAAUUGAGUCGGAGUUCUCUUCACAUCUACGAAGAUACGCUGGCCGGAAAGACAGAGGCAUUGUUGCUGCUACCGAAAGUGGCGUGCCAGAGAUUGAAACAAUUAGACAUAAUGCCGACCCUCUAUUAUCCGCAUUUGCGCCUAUAAGAAGUGGCAAGCUUGUUGCCGUCACUACAAGCUCUUCUAUCUUGGUUUCGUCUGUACCACAUCUGUAUAGGCUGGCAAACUUUCCAGUUGUAAUUCAUGUCUCGCUACAGCCUUCGCAAUAUCCAGAUUACUCGUCAAUCACCUCGAUUCGAAACUCCGGAUUUACAUUCCUUCAGUCAGAAACAUUGCAGGAAGCUCAGGAUAUUGCAUUGACAGCCCAUGCCCUCGCCAUCAAAUCCGGUAAGGGUGUUAUACACUUCUUCAGCUCUACAACUUCGGCCCAGGAUAAUACCAUCCCCGCCGAGGACGAGAACGUCGUGAAGGAGAUCUUGGAUAUCGAUUUGGUUCGAUCAUUUCAACACAACAUCAUUGGAGGGUCAACGGUGUAUGCAGACGAUGGACGAGUCGCUACUAUUUCCGAAGUGCAGGCGACUGAAAAUGGAUUUUCAAAUGGUGCUAUGGAGGGAGUAGAGGCGACCAAUUCAUCAGCGCAACGAAUUGCCUCCGAAAUCCCAUCAAAGGCGUCUUCCGUAGGAUCGUCAAAGUCGGAUCGCGAGAGCAGUCUUGAGAGCAGAGACUCCGUGUCUUCAGCAACAACCGUGGAACAAACGACUGUUCGAGCAGUUACCUCGGAUGAUAUCUACAAUUUUGUGUCUUCAAUAUGGGCAACGCUCAAACAACGCGUGGACAGGGAAUAUUCUCCUUUUCACUACUCUGGACCUUCAAACGCUGAGAAUGCUUUGUUCAUCUUUGGUUCAGAUGUUGGAGCUUUCGGUGAGGUAAUUGAUGCCGCAAAGUCGGGCGAUGCAUAUGCAAAAGCUGGUGUGAUUACAGCUAGAUUAUACCGUCCAUGGCUAGGCGCAAAGCUCAUUGCCACGAUACCGAAAUCGAUCAAAAAAUUAGCAGUUCUGGAGCAGAUCCGACGGAAGACAACAAAGUGGGGCCCAUUGCUUCUAGAUCUUCUUACCACCCUAAAAUCCGGACCAGGUGGCGGUGUUGAGACCAUUGUUGGCCAUCAACUGGGCUACAUCGCACCUGAGACCGUGCCUCAAGCUCUGCGUGGGGUAUUCCAAAACCUGAAAUCCGAGAAGCCAAUUCAGAACCUCGAGGUUGGGAACUCCGAAGGACCAGCAGAGUCCGACGAAUCUUACGACCCCUCACAACCAAAAGUCGAGUCUGCAUAUAUGAAAAUCUUGAACCAAAUUUUCGGCCAGCGUCUGUACCUCGCAAAUGCUCUCGGCUCAGAGAACGUGGGUAUUUCUGCUGCAGUCGCAGCAACUCCUGAAUUUGGCUUUGGCUCGUUAAUCGCUCGAAAACAGCGCCGUGAGAGCUUUGUCGACGAGAUCCGAAGCUCAGCAAGCUCCAAGUCAUUUAGCAAGGAGGCGAAUGCUGCACUUGCAAAGUGGGCGGCGGCUGCUGGAGACGACAAGAAGGUCAAUGAAUUAGCGGAUGGGCUUACAAAGUUGCUCGAGUCCGAUGGGGGUGCCAAGUCGAAAGAUCUACUCUCCAAGAAGGAGCUCUUCCGUAAAGAGUCUUCGUGGCUCGUCGGAUCUGAUGCUUGGGCAUAUGAUCUUGGGAACUCUGGAGUGCACCAUGUCGUUGCAUCCGGCGAGAAUGUCAACAUGCUCAUCAUUGAUUCAACUCCAUACUCCGAGCGGGCGGCUGCGGACGCAGCAAGACGAAAGAAAGAUAUCGGAUUGUACGCCAUGAAUUAUGGCAACGCAUAUGUUGCUUCGGUAGCGGUCUACAGUUCAUAUACCCAGGUUCUACAAGCGAUGAUUGAAGCAGAUCAGUUUGAUGGACCAUCUGUCGUCGUAGCAUAUCUUCCAUAUUUCAAGGAGGAUGAUUCCCCGUUGACUGUUCUACAGGAGACCAAGAAAGCAGUGGAUCUUGGUUACUGGCCGUUGUACAGAUGGAAUCCGCAGAACGAGUCGAAGGGAGAACCAAAUUUCUCGCUUGAUUCGGAACGUAUCAAGAAGGAACUCAAGGACUUCCUUGCUCGAGACAACCACCUCACGCAAUUGAUGAAAAAGCACCCAGAGUUUUCAUCUAGCUUAUCGCAAGACUACGGUUCAGAAGUACGAGCGCUUCAAAAGCGAAAAGCCAAGGAUUCUUAUGCUCAGCUUCUGGACGGUCUAUUCGGCGCACCUUUGACUGUUCUAUUUGCUUCCGAUAACGGCAACGCUGAGUCGCUUGCAAAGAGAUUGGGAAACAGAGGUAAGGCACGAGGCUUGAAGACCAUGGUUAUGGCUAUGGAAGACUAUCCCUUGGAGGAUCUUCCAAGCGAGGAAAACAUUGUGAUCCUAUCCAGUACUGCUGGUCAGGGUGAGUUUCCACAAAAUGGUCGCGCAUUCUGGGAGGGAAUCAAGGACAACACCGAGCUGGAUCUCGCAACUGUCAACUUCUCAAUAUUCGCUCUUGGAGACAGCCACUACUGGCCCAGAAAGCAGGACAAGCACUACUAUAACAAGCCUGGAAAAGACCUUGACCGAGUCAUGGCGAAUCUUGGCGGAAAGCGUCUCGCAGAAAUUGGGCUUGGUGAUGACCAAGAUCCUGACGGAUAUCAAACUGGUUACGCAAACUGGGAGCCCCAAAUUUGGACUGCUCUCGGCGUAGACAAGGUCGAAGGCAUUCCAGAAGAAGCACCACCAAUCACCAAUGAGGACAUUAAGUUAGCUUCCAACUUCUUGCGCGGUACCAUCGAGGAGGGUCUCAAAGACACGUCCACUAUGGCCAUCUCAGCUCCCGACCAGCAGCUCACAAAGUUCCAUGGAACCUACAUGCAAGACGAUCGUGAUCUUAGGGAUGAGCGCAAAGCUGCAGGUCUUGAACCAGCAUACUCUUUCAUGAUUAGAUGUAGGUUGCCGGGUGGAGUCGCAACGCCAAAGCAAUGGAUACAGAUGGACGAUGUCAGCAACAACUUCGGAAACGAAACUAUGAAGUUGACUACACGACAAACCUUCCAGUUUCAUGGCGUGAUCAAGACAAAAUUAAAGUCGGCUAUGCAAGGUAUCAACCAGUCGUUGAUGACAACCAUUGCCGCCUGUGGUGAUGUCAAUCGAAAUGUUAUGUGCAGUAGUUUGCCUACUGCAUCGAAAUAUCACCGUCAGGUUUUUGCUUGUUCAGCUAAGAUUUCAACACACUUAUUGCCAGCAACAACUGCAUACCAUGAAAUCUGGCUCAAGGAUGAAAACGACAAGAAGACUCAGGUCGCAGGUGACGCUGUCCAAGACUACGAGCCUCUCUACGGCCCUACUUAUCUUCCAAGAAAGUUCAAGAUUACGAUCGCUAUCCCGCCUCACAAUGACACUGAUGUCUACGCGCAUGAUGUUGGUCUUAUUGCCAUUAAAGGCAAAGAUGGUAACUUGGCAGGAUUCAAUCUUCUCGCUGGUGGUGGUAUGGGUGUUACACACAAUAACAAGAAGACUUACCCAAGAACAGGUAGCUGUCUUGGAUAUGUCUCGAAAGAGGACGUACACAUUGCAUGCGAGAAAGUCAUGCUUGUCCAGCGAGACCAUGGCGACCGUAAGAACCGCAAGCACGCUCGUCUAAAGUACACCAUUGACGAUAUGGGUGUGGACGUCUUCCGAGGCAAGGUCGAGGAACUCUGGGGCAAGAAGUUUCAAAAGGAACAGCCUUUCAAGUUUCAGAGCAACAUCGAUACCUUCGGGUGGCAAAAGGAUGAGACUGGACUGAACCACUUUACCUUCUUCAUCGAGAACGGACGUAUUGAAGAUACAGCGGAGUUCCCAAUGAAGACAGGUCUUCGUGAGAUCGCGAAGGUUCAUAAAGGAGAGUUUAGAUUGACAGGUAACCAACAUCUGAUUCUCAGCAACGUUGAUGAUGCAGACCUCCCACUUAUGAAAGAGAUGAUGGCCAAGUACAAGCUCGACAAUGUACAGUUCUCCGGGAUGCGUUUGUCAUCGUCAGCUUGCGUAGCCUUCCCAACUUGCGGGCUUGCCAUGGCUGAAAGUGAGCGUUACCUACCAGAAUUGAUCUCAAAGCUUGAGGGCGUUCUCGAAGAGAACGGCAUGAGACAAGACUCGAUAGUCAUGAGAAUGACGGGUUGCCCUAACGGAUGUGCCAGACCAUGGUUAGCUGAGGUCGCUUUCGUCGGUAAGGCUUAUGGGGCUUACAACAUGUAUCUUGGUGGCGGUUACCACGGUCAACGUUUGAACAAGCUGUAUAGAAGCAGUAUCAAGGAAGACGAGAUUCUUGAUAUCAUGAAGCCUCUACUCAAGAGAUACUCCCAGGAGCGAACUGAGGGUGAGCGUUUCGGAGACUUCUGUAUCCGAAUCGGAAUGAUCAAGGAGACUACCGAGGGCAAAACCUUCCACGAUGAUGUUGCCGAGGAAGAAUCCGACGAAGAGUAG